Messenger RNA from Limulus polyphemus (Atlantic horseshoe crab), 3878 nucleotides. Its product is annotated as sine oculis-binding protein homolog. Gene Ontology annotation, biological process: animal organ development. The transcript is spliced from 3 exons. NCBI's taxonomy places the organism in Eukaryota, Metazoa, Arthropoda, Merostomata, Xiphosura, Limulidae. The record is from RefSeq and is a predicted model, not a curated record. The coding region runs from base 116 to 2236 and encodes 706 amino acids. Gene Ontology annotation, cellular component: nucleus.
GAUGUGAGUUGCGCGAAGCGUCACUUUACUGUGCGUAUUACAAAGUUAAAAAUCAUUCACUGGUAGUAUAGCCCAGCAGCGGUUUACGCGAAGCUAGUUGCUAAGAUUGCCCGGCAUGAAUCCGGUCAACGCUUCAUCUAAGCUUCGAAAAAUGCGCACCACCACGAGAAGGAACAUUAACUGCACGUCGAAACAAGAACCAGAGGAAGAAGAAGAUAUUAAGGGUUACGCUGAGACCACUAUGAAUGAGCUUCUUAGUUGGUAUGGUUAUGAUAAACUGGACACCAGAGAGACCCAGGCUCUGAAUCUACAACGUUUCAAUACUGUCAAACACCCUUCGCCGUUGCAAGUAUCUUCGACCCCUGAUGACGCGGGUUCUGAGGAUUCAUACUCAGAUGUAUUAUCUAACAGUGGAAGUAGACUCACUGUCAGAACGACUUCUGGUGGUGGAGACAAUAUUGAUACACCUAUAACGUCACCAAGUCCCAGCACUGAAGAAAGGACAACAUUGUCACCGAGUUACAUCAUUUGUUCCUGGUGCCAAAAGAUUGGAAUGAAACUGUUCACUUUAAGAACUAACAGCGGCUUCAAGGCGUUCUGUAGCGAAUUGUGUUUUACCCAAUGUCGAAGAGCAUCGUUCAAGAGAAACAAAACGUGUGAUUGGUGCAAACAUAUUAGACACACAAUUAAUUACGUCAAUUUUCAGGAUGGUGAACAAAUUCUGCGUUUCUGUAGCGAUAAGUGCUUAAAUCAAUACAAAAUGAAUAUCUUUUGCAAAGAAACUCAAGAGCACCUUCAAUUACAUCCGAAUUUACAGGAAGUAGCUUACCAAUUUGAAAAUAGUGCUUCCAAGAAGCUGAUUACACCAGAUUUAUGGCUAAAAGGAUGUAAAGAUGACAACUGUACUAAAAAAUUAAGUCAAAGGGAGUCUUCGAUAACGCUGCAAAAGAAAAAUGGAGAUUCCCCUCUUACACCAGAUGAAAGGACCAUCUCCUCGCAUACUCCUACUACAAACACUUCACCAGUCGAUUCUGAAAGGAAAUAUUAUGAUUCUUUAUCGGAGGAAAAAAAUUCCCCAAUUCAGAAUGAUUGGAAAGAAUCUGAAAAAAUUCUGUGUGGUCGUACUACAAACAGAUAUGAAUCAAAAAAAGAUGUUUCAGUUCAUCAACAUACAGGUUCUCGGUGCAAUCCUAAUACAAAAUAUAAAAUUCCUCCCAUAUCAGCCAACACCAACUCUUCAACCGCUCGAGAAUCCACAUCUAAUUUUCAGUCAAACUCACUUAAUCCAACCGCUUCAAUACCUUUUGGUUUUCCUGGUACAGAAAAAGUACGACAACCUAUGGUGAGGUUACCCAGUUUUUAUCCUCCACCUCCAUUGAAUCUGGCUGCUCAACAACAUCUUGACACUUUUAUGCGUCUAAGGAAUGGUUUCAGUUUACAGAGACCUUUGGGGUUUUCAGGAUCAUCGUUUCCUGUAAUUCCUGGAUUUUCUUCGCCUAUUUAUCCGGCGAAUUUACUCAACUUUCCAAGACCGACGCCUGUGGGAACUGAACCUCGACAUGCUUCACCAUUUCCAACUUGUUUAACUAGCUCUCCACCUACACCAACAGCAACUCCUCCUGUAACUUUAGUGGUACCGUUCCCCAUUCCUCUUCCAAUACCAAUACCAGUGCCAAUUUUUUUUCCUUUAUCACAUAGUCUUUUCAACAAAAACUUGGACACUACUUCUAAUUUGUCUUCACACUGCGAAGCAGAGGUAUUAAAUAAAAGCACGUCCAACAUAUCUGAAAAUCAACAGACUUCUGAAAAUGAAACCCCAGUAGAUGCUUCGAUUCCAAGAAUUACUUCACUCCAAGUUCAGGAAAAAUCACGUUCUUUAAGUUCAUUGGAGCAAAUUUCGCACAGGAAGAAUGACAUUGACAUUUUGAGUAAUUGUUUGAAUUUUCCUACGACACAAAUUCAAAAUGAAAAUGAAUCUGUUGAAAGCAGAAAAAGCUCCAGAAGAAAUAAAAACCCUUGUCAUUCGACAUGCCAAGAAGAAAAUACAGUUGAUUCAAACUCUACACAUGUACCAGCAAAUUCUGGAGAAGAACGAGAAGAAAUUUCUGGAGAGAAUGAUAUCGUUGGACACUAUAACUCACUUCUUCCUUCAAAAUUUUUAAAUAGACAAAAACGAUCGUUAUGUGAUCCCAACUUGAAUGAGACUCAACCACAACCUAAGAGAAAAUACGUUUAAGAUAAAACUUAACUUUUGGUUCUUAAUACUUAAAAUGACUUCUACCAUUACCUUGAAGAGAACAAUGAAAUGUAGACAGAACUAAUCUAUAGUCCUUUUUUCGAACUAUUAAUAUCCGUAGAUGCACAUCUCAUUUUAUUGCUUAAACAACUUUUUUAUAAACGGGUACACCUUACUGAAAAUGAGAAAUCCCCCCUUGAGGUAACAUAUACGUUUGAAGUUAUAUCUUUAACAAGUAAUUUCCGAUUCAACGGUAGAAAAUAUGAUCAUUUUGGUAAGUGGUGGGUAUACUAUCAGAUCUGGAAAUCUGGAAGCUAAAGAAUGAGGUACAUGGCUGUGUAGGACAUGAUCAGGGAAUCAUUUUACCUUGCUGUUUUCUUGGGUCCAAGCAAUUCACCCCGCACGCUAUUUCCCCAUUAUUUGGUCCCACUCUCUUCUCUUACACUUGUAAUAUUAUUGUACUAAACUCAAAAUGUCUUCGUAUUCUACGUUCAUAACCUGAUCUUGAAUCGUUCUCUCCACCUAUACCCCUCGCAUCGUUGAGAUUCUUACCACAUUGAAUCAUACCAAUUAGAGGGUGAGGUGUCGGAUAAGUCCGUAAGUUUACCGCUCCUGUACACAGAUGUACUUUUCUUUAACUACACUUGUAAAACAUCGGAGAUUUUGCUACUUUACAUUUGCAGGUUAUAUUUGAUUCCAAUCUCGUUUUAAUCUCGACAAGAGAAAACACUCAGAUUCUGACUCGUUGUCUCAGCAGUUCCUCACAUGUAUCACAGAAAAUUCGGGAAUAUGAGUGUUUCAUAGAUAAUGCACUAUAACAAUGCCAUCACAAUUGUCUGAUAACUCUGCUGACAAAACUUCUUUGGAUGUUAUCCUAUUAUAGAUCAGCGUACACCUUCGAAGUCCUCAUAAAAUAAUGAACAUUCCGGUACAUUUUCAGAAAAACAAAAAUAAUAAAUGCCGGAUAUGGUUCCUACAAAGUCUUUUACCAUUUCUAAUACCGUUGAGUCGGAGAUUACUUGUAUACUGUAACAUUCAGGUUUUUAAACGCCGAUAUUUGAGUAUUAUUUGUGGUAUGCAUUUGGACAUUAUGUAACAGUUAUAGCAAACUUAUAAAAUUGAUAAUUUUAAGAAACUAUACACAUUUGCUUUUGGAUGUUUUUUAAAUGCAAAAAAAAAAAAUCAUCAAGAGUGCAACAACAUAACUUUUUGUUACGAGUUUCUAGUUGAUAAAUAAUUUAGAAGUUUUAAACUUUUCUUUACAGGACAGUGAAAAUUACUUUGUGUGUUUACGCGUGCUUCUUCUUGCAACGUAUAAAAUGUUUUUCAACUUUUGUAUGCGACACAGCAGGAGUAAGUUUUUAGGUGUUUAUUUUUUAAUAACUUUAUGUAUAAGUGUUUGGUAUAUUUUCUGUCUUAUUCUCUUAAAAAAUUAAAUCAUGAAGACAUCAAACUACAAAUUUUUUUUCUUAUAUUUAAUCCUUUUAUCACGAGCUACGAUUUCGAAAAUAUACACCUGGAUAAAAGUUAAGCACCCCCGUGUUUUUUUCAAGUGAUUCAGAUUCGACGUUCUUGUGACUAAUUAUGAAUUACCAUUCAAUCUAAACGUGUUUAUCAAAUGAAAUUAUGCAUUAUUGGGCAC